AUUCUAUUCCGAUUUGUUUCCAACUUCAAUUUAAUUGCGUAAACAAACUGAGGGAUAAUUCUGAACCAACGCGACCUUAGAGAGAACAACAGAGGCCAUAUCUGCUGCAGAAGAAUUCUGUGUCAUCCAGUUUUCAGCACAAGCAUUGUUAAUUGCGAUGCCUUCAGGAAGAACACGAGCACGGUUGAAUUCGCAAACAUGGUUUCUUCAUCACCACUUCAAUAUCAGGGAUUAUUAGAGCCCUCUCAGGCUACGGUGAGUGCCACUCCAUAAUUUUGUGUUUUCGCACAUGCACGUCUUAUCAUUUGGAUGGAGCUCUCUACACUCCCCUUGAAUCUUCUCGCUUCUCCUCCUUCUACUUCUUCUUCUUCAUUUGUCAACUUCUCUUCCCAUUCUCUGCGCUUUCUGGUUCUUCAGCGCCGAACCAACUGUUCGAACUCUUUCAGAACUCUCAAAAUUAAACCCUGUCGUUGUUGUCACGCGACCCAAGUCGAAGCUCUACAAACCGAACCAGCCAAGGUAGUCCACGAGUUCACAAGGAAGAAGAGAAAGCCCAGACCAAGCUUCUCCGAGCAAAUUCGAGACAAAUGGUCUCGUAAAAUCGUAUCUCCGAGAGAUAAAUUUCCGUGGCAGAUGGAAAAACUGCAAGAGAAGGUAGAACAGGAAGAAGUUGAAUGCAAUCAGUCUUCUGGGGUUCUCGUCUUCGAGUCUGAAGGUCACGGGAACUCGUCAUCGGCUGAGCCGAUGAGUUUUACCCUUGCGAAUCGUCCAGUUAGAGCUCCUUGGGAUCAUGGAGGUAAAACCCAAAAACCCCAGUUUGAUUCUGAAAUUAAAAUUCCGCAAAAUGGCCACGAACAAGGCAGGGGUACUGGUGGUUUUUUGGUGGAAUCUGACAACAACGAUAGGGAGUAUGAUUAUAAUGAUAAAGUUAAGACAGAAAUUAAAGAUGACACAACCCCAAUUGGAUUAUACACAAGCAAGCCGAGGUCAGAUUUUAGUGUUGUUAGUGAUGUUUCUUUGGCUGAUAGUAGCGGCAUUAAAAGGGUACUUGAUUAUAAUGAUGAAGUUAAGAAAGAUAUUAAAAUUGGUACCACCCCAGUUGGGUUCUUGGAAAACAAGCAGACUUCAGAUUUUGGGGAUGCUAAUGGGGUUAAUUUGACUGAUAUAUUUGAUCGUGACAUUGGUUUGGUUGAUCUACAGUUGAAGGGGACAGUUUUGGAGUCAAGGGGAGAGGUUCGGGGGAAGAGGAGCAAUACGAAGUUAGCUGAGAGUACAAUCCCUGACCACGAACUGCAGAGGCUUAGAAAUGUUUCUUUGAGAAUGUUAGAGAGAACAAAGGUUGGAUCCGCUGGCAUUACACAAGCAUUGGUGGAUUCUAUACAUGAGAAGUGGAAGGUGGAUGAAGUGGUGAAACUGAAAUUUGAAGGGCCUUCUGCCGUUAACAUGAAAAGGAUCCAUGAGAAUUUAGAGCGCAGAACUGGAGGUUUGGUUAUAUGGAGAUCUGGCAGUUCAGUGGUGCUGUACAGGGGAAUGUCCUAUGAGCUUCAUUGUGUAAAACAAUAUGCAAAACAAAGUCAAGCUUACAUGGAUAUUUCACAACCUUCAAGAGAUUUGGAGAGUGAUGCUAAUUGGAGGACAGGAGUGGAAGACUUCGUCAGUGCCAAAGAAUCACCCGUCUCUGCUUUUGUGGGAUAUACAAAGCAACCACCUGAAGAACUUGUGGAUAUAGUUGAGUUCAAUCAAUUGCUAGAUGAUUUGGGUCCAAGGUUUAAAGAUUGGUCUGGUCGUGACCCAGUGCCUAUUGAUGCGGAUUUGCUUCCUUAUAUGGUUCCUGGAUAUAAACCACCAUUUAGACUUCUCCCUUACAGGGUGAGACAUUGUGUAGGAAACAAGCAGAUGACACGCUAUCGUAGGCUUGCAAGAAGAAUGCCUCCACAUUUUGCCCUGGGAAGGAACAAAGAACUCCAAGGUCUGGCUGUGGCUAUGGUUAAGUUAUGGGAAAAAAGUGCCAUUGCGAAGAUAGCCAUCAAACGCGGUGUGCUGAAUACUUGUAAUGAGAGGAUGGCAGAAGAAAUCAAGAAAUUGACAGGGGGGACGCUACUCUCUAGAAACAAAGAUUAUAUUGUCUUUUAUAGGGGCAAUGACUUUUUGCCACCUGCUAUUACAGAGACAUUGAAAGAGAGGCAGAAACUAACUGAUCUCCUACAAGAUGAGGAAGAGCUAGCACGGAAGAAGGCCUCAGCUUUGUCUGAAUCAAAUUCCAAAAACACCAAGGGCCUUUUAGUAGCUGGCACCUUUGCUGAAACUAUGGCUGCUGCAUCUCGCUGGGGAAACCAGCUGAGCAGCGAAGAAAUAGAGAAAAUGAGGAGAGAUUCCUCUUUGGCUAGACAUGCUUCACUUGUCAGAUAUAUGGAGAAGAAGCUUGAUUUAGCAAAGAGGAAGAUCAGAAAGGCGGAAAAGGCUUUAGCAAAAGUGCAGGAGUGUCUAGAACCAGCAGAGCUCCCGACAGAUCUGGAAAUGAUUACUGAUGAGGAGAGAUUUUUAUUUCGCAAAAUUGGGUUGAGUAUGAAACCCUAUUUGCCUCUGGGGAGGCGAGGAGUUUAUGAUGGGGUUGUAGAAAAUAUGCACCUGCACUGGAAGUUCCGGGAAGUGGUCAAGAUACUAGUCAAGAGAAAAAAUUUCGCACAAGUUAAGCAUAUUGCUAUUUCUCUUGAGGCAGAGAGUGGUGGAGUGCUAGUUUCUUUAGAUAAGACUAUCAAAGGUUAUGUUAUUAUUAUCUAUCGGGGGAAGAAUUAUCAACGUCCUCUUGCAUUGAGGCCUAAGAAUCUAUUAACAAAAAGACAGGCAUUUGCUCAGUCAGUUGAACUCCAGAGACGUGAGGCAUUGAAGCAUCAUAUCUUGGACUUGCAGGAAAGAAUUGACUUACUGAAGUCUGACCUUGAAGAAAUGGCAACUGUCAAAGAGAUUGAUGAAAAAACCUUUUAUUCAAGAAUGAAUGAUGCUUCUUCUUCUGAUGAUGACACUGUUGAUGUAGGAUGAAGAUGAAGAGGCAUAUCUUGAAAUAUGUGAGUCACAAUGAGGAUAGUCAUGUCAAGGAGGAGGGCCUCUUGCUUACAAGAGAAUCAAUGUAGUUCUAUCCACUGAUUGGAGCUUAGAAGACAAAGCACUGGGACGUGUGGGAAAAAACACUUAUGGUCCACUUGACAAAUGGAUGGGAUGAGAACAUGAAAGUGACCUAUAGAGACACAUGCCUAAAAAGGCUUUUCUAAUGCUUAUUAAUGGGAAAGUCAGAGGAUGAAGUGAAUCUAGCAUGUUUCUACUUGUGGCAUGGGUUUUAUAUGAUGGAUCAUCAAUCCCUGGCACUACUGCAACAGAUCAGAAAAUUGAAAUGUUUACGUUAGACCUAUCUGAUAAUUUUAAACUGCUUUUUGAGUAAUGCUGUAUGCACUUAAAUGAUUGCAUGCACUAAUUAUCCUGCGAUUCAGUUUCUCUCAUGAUAUCGAUUGUCCAAAGGCAGAUUAGGCUCUUUUGAUCAAAUUUUUUUUUCUUCCCUUUUUGGGUUCAGCCCGACACUGCAUCAGUUUGUAUCUCUGAAAUUCCUUAUUUAUGUUUGUUUAUCAGAACCACACAAAGAUAUUCCCGCAUGGCUGCAUAUCAUGGAAUUUGUUUGUGGAGGAAAACAAGCAUUGGUCGUAUUUCAAUUUAAUGUCCCAUAGUUAAUCUCCUAAA
This is a messenger RNA of Malania oleifera, 3729 nucleotides long. RefSeq names its product CRM-domain containing factor CFM3, chloroplastic/mitochondrial. The record is from RefSeq and is a predicted model, not a curated record. NCBI's taxonomy places the organism in Eukaryota, Viridiplantae, Streptophyta, Magnoliopsida, Santalales, Ximeniaceae. Gene Ontology annotation, biological process: RNA splicing, via transesterification reactions. The coding region runs from base 310 to 3039 and encodes 909 amino acids. The transcript is spliced from 9 exons. Gene Ontology annotation, molecular function: mRNA binding.